UUCCUCUUCUCUGCCUCCGUCUGCUCAACUCACCGUGGAGCUGGGGCUGGUCUCGAACUCCUGAUCCUCCAGCCUCUGCUGCUCCAAGUGCUAAGAUUAACUGGUGUGUGUUGCCACACUCGGCUUCAAAGAAGAUUCUCUUCAGCUCCAGUACCAGUGUGAGGGUUCUCCAUGACCUACCCGAGUGUAGUUACUGGCUCCUAGAACCUACAUAUAUUCAACUUUACAAGUCAGUGCCAAAAUGUUUCUGUCAGAGUCUCUAACACAUCCUUUCCCCUUAGAGUACACAUCCCCCCACUUAAGCUAGUUUGAGUGGGUUUCUAUUGCUUCCAAUCAAAAUGAAUUUUAACCUACCUGAGCCAUCAAAACCGACUACGGGAUGACAGCCGUGUCUGUGAUAUUUCUCCUGAGAGAUCCCUACUCCAACAGCUGCCAUCUGCAGUGGUUUCCAGACUCGUGUGGAAAUCUGUCACACCAACAGCAUUGAAAGGUGAGGUCUGUUAGAGGUGACAACGUCAUGAUUAUGUCACCAUCACGAAUGGCUGAAGGUGUCUGAGUGGGAGUGAAGUAGUUAUUGGAGGAGCAGAGGCCUGAGAGUCUCUUCCUUCACACACACAGACGCCCUCUGCUGUUGCUGCUCAGUAAGGAAGUCCAAGAUCCUGCUUAGGAGCUCACCUGUCAUCUCAGCAGUUGGAGGCAGAGGCAGGAGGAUCAGAGCUUUGAGACCAGCUUCAAAUACACAGUCUGUUUGUGUAGCCCGGGCUGGCCUAGAAGAACUCUGCCUCCUCCUGAGUGUUGGGAUUAAAGGUUCGUGUGAGAAUAUGCUUGCGAGUGGGAGUACAGACGCCAUGACAUAUAUGUGGACAUCGGAGGGCACCAUUAGGAAUUCUUUCCUUCUACCACAUGUGGGUGAGUUCCAAGAUUCGAACUUCGGUUGUUGGGUUUGUCAGCAAGCACCUUCACUCACUGAGCCAUCUCCCUGCUCCAGCUGGGUCAUUUAAACCCUUUGUCAUCCACAAUGGUAUUCAUGCAUAGUGAUUGCUCUGAAUGAGAUGCAGCCCUCUUUCUCCCAGGGGUGAUAUCACAUGGGCAGCAAUCUCCUUUUUUCUGGGCUGCUGGAAAAAUGUCGAAUCAAGGUUGUGAGAUCUAAAAGGAGGGUUUCUUUUACUAAUCAAAACGUAUCAGUGGAAAUUUUAAAACGAAAAAAAAAAAGAAAGAAAGAAAGAAAGAAAGCCAACUUUUCUUCCCACUGCAUUCCCAGAAUCCUUUGCAACAUGCCUGUUAGAACCCCUUUCACAUGGUGUCUGAAUUAUCGAUUUAACGUCUGGCUCUCUCAGAGGCUCGUGGAUUCCUCAAGGGCAAGGUGUUCUUGCAUUCUUCCUGGAAAGAUGUGUGAGAAGACAUUUAUUUUUCUACACUUUGGCUAGUGUCUGUGAACACGCGGUGAGGAGGUUUGUUAGUGGAGACGCUGAGCGUAGAGUCACACAAGUCAGUGAGAUGUGGAUGUGAGGAGUUGUAUGAGUGAGAUUUUCAUGGAGUGUGAAGCUGGAGUGAGUGAGGAGUGUCCUGAUUGCAUUGGGACCUGGAAGUUGGUGACGGUUUCUCUCUAGGCCUAUAUAUUAAAUCUGUGUCUGUCACACUACACUCUGAGUGUGCUGCCUUUAGACUCCCCCAGUGAGGGGCUGGGGGCGAGGCUCAGUGGUAGAGCCCCUGCCUAGAAUCUCCCAGUGAGGGGCUGGGGGCGUGGCUCAGUGGUAGAGCCCCUGCCUAGAAUCCCCAGUGAGGGGCUGGGGGUGUGGCUCAGUGGUAGAGCCCCUGCCUAGAAUCUCCCAGUGAGGGGCUGGGGGCGUGGCUCAGUGGUAGAGCCCCUGCCUAGACUCCCCCAGUGAGGGGCUGGGGGCGUGGCUCAGUGGUAGAGCCCCUGCCUAGAAUCCCCCAGUGAGGGGCUGGAGAAUGGUUUGGGGGUAGAGUGCUUGCUUAACACAUCUGUGACCCUGCACAGCACAAGGGGAAAGACAGCAAUAGCAAAAGCACCACAGACUGGAUGACCAGCGUCUUUCCCUCCGCCUGCAUGUGUGUAGGGUCGGGGUGCUGUGCCAUGGCCUUCUCUGUGGUUCCUAUGGGGGCGUCAGUGUGAAUCAUGUUCUUGUCCCUUCCCAGGUCUCCACACCCUGUGUCUUAUGUUCCUGGAACCCUUCUGGGUAGAUGCAGACUGUACCACACUUUGGUAUCUUUGGCUCUGUGCCCAUAGAGCCAAGAGUGGGGCUCCAUGACCCUGAAGUCCAGAAGGUGCUCUGGGAAGCUAACAGCUGGAGAUUAGAUUUCAGGAAUCAUGAGACUGGAAGGAGGGAUCAAGACCAGUGUGUGCUCUGGGGCAGGGCCAAGCUCUCAGCCUCGCACUAAAACGGUGCCGACACCCAAGCUGACCCGCAGGUCCCCGCCUCAGGCCCCGCACAGUUAUACACACAAUUUCGUAUCUAUCCCACAUUUUCUAUUAGGUAUUCGUAGUAUAUUGAUAAAUAACGAUGGAAUGGGUUGUUUGUAGUGGUUUAGCGACAUUACAAAUGACAUCGUUGAUUAAUAUUAUCGUCUAUGAUUUCACAAAGGCCAAGAAGAAACUGGGGCUCAGAAAGAUUAAGAGCCCCUGCUCAAAGUCACUCAGAAAGUACACAGCAGAGGACAGAUCCGAGCUCCAGAGCUGGGAAGACGGCUCAGUGAGUAAAGGGCUUGCCUUAUAGGCAUGAGGACAGGGGUCCUGGUGUGCAAGCCUAUGACCUUAUUACUGUGGGUGCAGGGGCAUGAAGGAGAUGGGUGUGGACCCAGGAGAGCUUGCGCCGUAGUCAAUUCUGUUACGUUUGGCUUUAUUGAAAUUAUAUUUAUUAUUACUGUUUGUAGGUACAUGAGGUGGGGGAAGCGGGAGGAGGCCAUAGGAGACCAUUGUGGAACUGGUGUGUUUUUUCCUUUCACCUUUAUGUAAGUUAUGUGCAUAUGUGUAGUGUGUGCACAUGUGCAUGUGUACAUGGAGAGGUCAGAGGUCAACUUCCAGUGCUGUCCUCAUUCACACUUUAUUUUUUUAUUUUUUUUUUUUUGCUUUUUUAAAAAAGUGUCUCAUUAUGCAGGCCUGGAUGGCUGCCCAGAACUUGUUAGACCAGGCUAGCCUCAGACUCACAGAUAUCCACUUGCCUCUGCAUCCCGAGUGCUGGGAUUAAAGUGAACAUCACUGUUCAGCUCUCUAUUUGUUUUCCUUUUUAAAAAUUUUAAUCAUGGGGCUGGGGAUUUAGCUCAGUGGUAGAGCGCUUACCUAGGAAGCGCAAGGCCCUGGGUUCGGUCCCCAGCUCCGAAAAAAAGAACCAAAAAAAAUUUUUUUUAAUCAUUUGCUCUACAUGUAUGGGUGCCCCAUGUGUGUACCUAGUACCUGUGAAGACCAGAAGAUAGCACUGGAUCCACUAGAAUCGGAGCUACAGGCAACUGUAAGCCAUCGUGUGGGUUCUGGAAAUCGAGCCCAGGUCCUCUGGCAGUGCUCUUAACUGUUGAGCCGUUCUUCCAGCCUCCAUCCACUUAUUUUUGAAACGGGGUCUUUCAGGAACCUGGGGGGUCACCAGUUCAGCUAGUAUGCCCACUGGCGAGCAGGGGCUCUACUUGUCUCUGCCUCCCCAGCCCCGGGCUCACAGUUCUACUUUAACAGUGGCUAUUUCCAUCGGUGCUGGGAUCCAAACUCCGGUCCCUGUGUUUGCAGGGUUUUCGUACGUGGUGGUGCUAGAGAUGAGCCUCUCACACGUGCUAGGCUCACCCUCCAUCACUGACUUCCAUUCCAGGCACUAAAACACACUAUCAAUCAGUGUUGAAAAAAGUACUGCCCAUUUUCCAGGCAAAGAAACUGUGUGGAGUGGCGGUGCAUGUCUGUAACACAGCACUAGAGAGGCAGAGACAGGAGGAUGACUGUAAGUUCCUACCUCAGAAAACUAAAAGAGGAGGAGGGGGGAGAAGGAGAGGGAGAGGGAGAGGGCGAGGAAGAAGAAGAAGAAGAGGAGGAGGAGGAGGAGGAGGAGGAGGAGGAGGAGGAGGAGGAGAAGGAGAAGGAGAAGGAGAAGGAGAAGGAGAAGGAGAAGAAGAAGAAGAAGAAGAAGAAGAAGAAGAAGAAGAAGAAGAAGAAGAAGAAGAAGAAGAAGAAGAAGAAGAAGAAGAAGAAGAAGAAGAAGCAGCUUUAUGGAUGGCUGUGGUGGCACACACCUAGAGGAAGGAGGGAAGGAAGGACAGAAGGGAUGGAGGAGGGAGAGAGGAAGAGGAGGAAGAAGAGGUGGAAAGGGGGAAGAAGAGGAGGUGGAGGAGGAAGAAGAGGGGGAAGAGGAGGAAGAAGAGGGAAGGCCUCCAGUUGUGGCUGAAGUAUAGCUAGACUGAGGCUGUGGGUUCUAUACCCAGAACCACACACAAACAUAACUCCAGCCUUUGAGGGAAGGGUGAGGGCAGGGGACCCCUGUCCUCUCCUCUGCUUGUGCUUCCCUGUGGAGGGAGGGGUGGAAGCAGAGACUCAUCUCUUUUUGUCAGUUUGUAGACGCUCCUUACAUGAUAGUCUAGAAUUUGGAAGCCCUUUCUAACUCACUAAAUUGCUUAUUUAAUUAAGUUACUAUCCUUAGCCCUUUGGGUUCUACAAACAGUCUUUCUUUCUAGCCCAGGUUGGCCCACAGCUCCCUCUCCUCCUACCUCAGGUUCCUCAGUGCUGGGAUUUGAUGUCUGUGCCAACAUUUUCAGCUGCCUUUCCCUUUAUCUUUCUCUUCCCUUUUUAUGUGCCCAUGUGCAUGUGUGUGGCAUAUGCACAUAUGUGUGGGAUAUGCAUUAGUGCGCAUGCGUACACAGAGGCCAGAGGAGGACCGGUCUAUCUAUUCUGAUCCAUCACCAAAGUGUCCUCAAGACGUGGGGUCUCUCACUGAACCUGGAGCUAGCUUGCCAGUCAGCAAGUCCCAGCCAUCCUCCUGCCUCUGUCCUCUGCAGUGCUGGUGUUACAGAUGCACAGGGCAACAUUCCCAUGGGUGCUUGGGGCUCAGAACUCAGGUUUCCUUGCUAAGCCACCUCUCCAGACCUGACUUUUCUUAUUAAAAACAUUUGAUUUAUUUUUUAAUUAUGUGUAUGCACGUAUGUCUCUGUGGGUGUAUGUGUGUGUGAUUGCAAGGUGCCCAUAGAGGCCAAAAGUGAUUUGUCCCCUGCACUACAGUCUUCUUCAAGGAUCUAAACCUCUUGAGUCAUCUCCUAUCUGUCUACCUACCUAUCUACCUACCUAUCCAUCUAUCUAUCUAUCUAUCUAUCUAUUAUCUAUCUAUCUAUCUAUCUAUCUAUCUAUCUAUCUAUCUAUUAUCUAUCUAUCUAUCUAUCUAUCUAUCUAUCUAUCUAUCUAUCUAUCUCCCAUUCACCCAAGAUCCCAAAUACAUCCCAAGGUAGCCUCCAACUUGCUUUGUAGCUAAGGGUAGCCUUGAGCUCCUGAUCCCCCUGCCUCUACCUCCUCAUUCCUCUCCCUACCACAGCUACUCUGUAAACACCAGCAAAGGAUCAAAUCCCAGGCUUCCUGAGUGCUAGGCCAACACUCUGAGUAACAUCUCCAACCUCUUGACUGUCUUAUACCAGUCAGACUCCAAGACAUAGAGUCUUAUUUCCAUCUUGUAUUUACUGUUCAGUGAUGUGAGGUUUUCCCACGCUGAUCAGUGAGGUUUCUGGCGCCUAGGGCAAGGGGGCGGGUCCUUGUUCCUCCUCACUCUUUAUCUCACAGCUUCUCUCUUCCCAUGGGUCAGAUACAUAAAUGCAGCUCAGAUCUCUCCGUUGUCCAUUGUCACCAUGUCCCCGCUGUGCCUGCUGUUGCUGGCUUUAGCCCUGGUGGCUGUCCCCGGUGCCCGAGGCGCUUGUCCAGUGCCCGCAGACCUGAAGAAGUCAGAUGGGACGCGCACGUGCGCCAGGCUCUAUGAGAACAGUGACCCCUACUAUGACAACUGCUGCCAGGGGCCUGAACUGUCUGUGGAUCCAGGCACCGACCUGCCCUACCUGCCCUCGGACUGGUCUAACUCGGCAUCUUCUCUGGUAGUGGCCCAGCGCUGCGAGCUCACCGUGUGGUCUCUCCCUGGUAAACGUGGCAAGACACGCAAGUUCUCUACGGGUAGCUACCCUCGACUGGAAGAGUACCGCAAAGGCAUCUUUGGAACCUGGGCCAAGUCCAUCUCUGGCCUCUACUGCAAGUGCUAUUGAUGCCUUGAGGGUCUGUCGUCUCUGAUUCUGCACAGUGCUGAGCCUUACCCAGUCUGUCCUUGGGGAUUGCUCUGACCCCAAGAGCCAGGAGGCAAGAUGGCCCCAUUACCUGCUAUCAGAGCUUCCCUAUAAUACAGCCCUGGUGAAGUUAUAA
Molecule: messenger RNA, 6382 nt
Organism: Rattus norvegicus (Norway rat)
Lineage: Eukaryota; Metazoa; Chordata; Mammalia; Rodentia; Muridae
Source: RefSeq, a predicted model, not a curated record